Gastrolobium bilobum is the source of this 2640-nucleotide messenger RNA. Its product is annotated as ubiquitin carboxyl-terminal hydrolase 16-like. The coding region runs from base 291 to 2420 and encodes 709 amino acids. Gene Ontology annotation, molecular function: cysteine-type endopeptidase activity; cysteine-type deubiquitinase activity. Gene Ontology annotation, cellular component: cytosol; nucleus. Gene Ontology annotation, biological process: protein deubiquitination. The record is from RefSeq and is a predicted model, not a curated record. The transcript has 8 exons. Lineage: Eukaryota; Viridiplantae; Streptophyta; Magnoliopsida; Fabales; Fabaceae.
GAGAGAGAGAGAGCGCGCGCGAUGUCACUUUCCUGAAAAUUUUGUUGGUUCCCAAACCCAUUUCCCUCUCAUUUUGUCUCUCUAAGAGGUUUGAACACAUUUUCAAUCUUCCCUCCUCUUCUCAUCCAUCUCAAAACCCUAACCCCCAAAUUCACCUCUCUAAUUUUUUCUCUCGUUUAUUUAAAGCCUUUCGAACAUAAAUUUUCUCCCUAAAUUUUAAUCUCAAAAAACCCUAGCCGUCUCUCAUCUUUGUUUUGAAAUCCUAAUUUAACUUGCCGUUUUCAAAUUCCAUGUGCUCAUCACUCUUUGCACCCUCCGAAGACAGAGAGGUCCUAAUGGACGCUCCUUUUGGACCAAACCCGCUUUCUGAAACCCUAAAUGCCUCUCAAUCGGUCCCUUCGUUCCCUAAUCUAAAUCGCUCUUACUCUCCUCCGCCGGUGGAAACCGCCGGCGGUGGCAUGUAUGCCGGGAUUUUCGAUGCGGAAGCUCAACAGGAGGACCCUGGCAAUUCUUCCCCCUUCCGGCGACUCAAGGGCAAUUCUCUUUCGCCAUGGCCGUCGGUGUUGCCUUCCAACGAGAGUCGUUCUUGGCACUCGUCUCGGGUUUCCGCUGUGGCUCCGGAUGUGUGGGAUUCGGAGCGUGCUUCCGAUGAUAACUGGCUGUUUUCUGAUGAUAACGGGGCACAUUCGAAUAAUGAAAUUUCUGCCUCCACGGUUGUACCUUCUGGGGUGGGAGCUGGGCUUUCAAAUCUUGGCAACACUUGCUUUCUUAAUGCCAUCUUGCAAUGCCUUACGCACACGGUGCCUCUAGUCCUGGGUCUUCGUUCAUGCAAUCAUUCAACCCCUUGUGCUGGUCAUAUUGAUGGAUUAUGUGUUGUUUGUGCUCUUCGUGAACAUAUUCAAUCUUCCCUAGUAGCUUCAGGAGGCUAUCUCUCACCCUUGAAGUUUGUGGACAAUUUGAACCAUUUUUCCUCUGUAUUUAGAAGAUACCAGCAGGAAGAUGCACAUGAAUUUUUGCAGUGUGCCUUAGAUAAAUUGGAAAGAUGUUUUCUUGAUUUGAAGAAAAGUAAUAUUAGUUUUGAAGAUGAUAAUCUUGUUGAGAAAGUAUUUGGAGGUCGUCUAAUCAGCAAACUUCGAUGUUGCAACUGUGGUUGCUGUUCUGACACUUAUGAGCCACUGAUUGACCUGAGUUUAGAGAUAGAUAAUGUAGAUACCCUUCCUAAUGCUCUGGAAUCUUUUACUAAGAUGGAAAACAUUGAUGCAAAGUUUCGAUGUGAUAGCUGCAAGGAAGAAGUAUCUAUGGAGAAGCGUCUUAUAUUGGAUCAGACGCCUUUAGUUGCAUCAUUUCAUUUAAAGAGAUUUAAGACAGAUGGGACUUAUGUUGAAAAGAUUGAUAAGCAUGUUGAUUUCCCGCUGGAGUUGGACCUGAUGUCUUACACCACUUUUAAUCAAAACAAUAGUGUACCAUUGAAAUAUGAACUUUAUGCAGUUGUUGUGCAUGUUGGAAUUUCAUCUACUUCAGGGCAUUACUUUUGCUUUGUUCGCUCGGCUCCGGACAUAUGGCAUAAGUUGGAUGAUGCAAUGGUUACUAAGGUCUCAGUAGACUUUGUGCUUUCUCAAGAAGCCUACAUAUUGUUUUAUGCACGACAGGGUACACCUUGGUUUUCAAGCAUUAUGGAAUCUCAAACACCAUGCGUGGGUUCAAGUAUUUUGAAUACAUCUCCUAAGUCAGUUUUAGACAUUGACGACAGCAUGUAUAAAUCAAAUCCAAUUUUAAUUCCAAAUAGCGUAAGGGGUGAGACUCGUGAAUCCAAAGAAUUUUCCAACCAAGGGUUUGAUUAUUCUUGUCAAGAAAGACAUGAGCUUCCUGAAUUCAAUGACUCAAGUGGUGCUUCUCAUGGCUUUGUACAAUUUCCCUCUGGGUCAAAUCAGGAAAGUGUUGAUUUUGACGGCUCUAAAGAUAUCCAUGCCCAAGUGCUACUUGGGAAUAAUGCCAUCUUGAAUGGUAGUACCGUAUUUGAUGGAAAUUCUUAUAUUGAGAGUGUUGAUCUCAAUAAAAAUGAUUGCUGUCAGGAAGUUGUUGAUUUUAGAGAGAAUGAUGGUUUCCAUGCUUUAACUCCUCCCGGUCCCCCUUCUCCCGAUGCUUCUGAUAGAAGUUUCCUCAUCUCGCGUGAUCAUUUGAAGAUGGAGAAUCAUGGGAGCUGUAAAAAACCAUCAAAUAAAUUUACGGCGGAUUCUGAGAGACAAGCAGCCGUGAGAUAUGUUAGGAAGAUGCCUGGUCGAAAGAGAGAUGCAUUUUUGAGUUUAGUUGAUGCUUCCUCGGAUAAGAAGAGAAAAAGGAUGGAUGCAUCCCUGUUUAAUAAAGGCAACCCUCUUAUUGCACCCAAAAACCGUCGGGUGACGGCUGGAAUUCCACAGUGAAUAGUCUUUGGCUUCAGGCAUUUGGGAAUGUACUUAUUCUUUUUAGCGAAAAACCUUGUAUUUUUUUUGUUGCUAAAAUUUGUCUAUACCUCUUGCCAAAUUGUAUAGUUAAAUACCCGGAGCUAGAGAUUCGCGAAUGUACUGGUUCUUUGUUCCCCUACUUCAUGCGAAGAACAUAUCUCCAAUGAAUGUGGACAAGGAUGUAUAUGAUAACGUUGGU